Messenger RNA from Trifolium pratense (red clover), 712 nucleotides. RefSeq names its product pathogenesis-related protein 1-like. The transcript has a single exon. Gene Ontology annotation, cellular component: extracellular region. Lineage: Eukaryota; Viridiplantae; Streptophyta; Magnoliopsida; Fabales; Fabaceae. The coding region runs from base 57 to 536 and encodes 159 amino acids. The record is from RefSeq and is a predicted model, not a curated record.
UUUCAUCAAACAAAACAAACUUACCAUUUAGAUUUUUAGCAAUAGUAAUAACAAAAAUGAGUUCAUUUUCUCUAUUGUGUGUCUUGGGCUUAGUACUCAUUAUUGGUGAUGUUGCACUUGCCCAGGAUUCGCCAACGGAUUAUGUGAACGCCCACAACGCAGCAAGAUCCGAGGUUGGUGUCCCAAAUAUAGCUUGGGACGACACCGUAGCUGCUUUUGCACAAAACUAUGCUAAUCAGCGUAAGGAUUGUCAAUUGAUCCACUCGGGUGGUGGUGGCCGUUAUGGGGAGAAUCUCGCGGGAAGCUCUGGUGACUUGAGUGGCACGAAUGCGGUGAAAUUGUGGGUGGAUGAGAAAAGAAACUACAAUCAUGGUAGUAAUUCAUGUGUUGGUGGUGAAUGCCUCCAUUAUACUCAAGUGGUUUGGAAAAAUUCAGUACGUCUUGGAUGUGCCAAAGUGAAAUGUGAUAAUGGAGGGACAUUCAUUACUUGCAACUAUGAUCCCCCUGGCAACUAUGUAGGUGAAAGCCCAUACUAAUUAAGUGUAUGAUUAAGUAUGUUUUAUCAUAGUUCGGCUAUAUAGUAGCCAUAUAAAUAAUAAAUAAGACUAUGAAAAACGAAUGAAAUGAGUUCCUUACUCAUUAUUUCAAUUCAUAUAUGACAAAAUAUUUUGUUAUCAAUGUUUUAAAAUUAUAAAAUUAUGUGUUCAUGUAA